Cyclopterus lumpus (lumpfish) is the source of this 2816-nucleotide messenger RNA. Its product is annotated as kelch-like protein 10. Bases 1126 to 2712 code for a protein of 528 amino acids. Gene Ontology annotation, molecular function: protein binding. The record is from RefSeq and is a predicted model, not a curated record. NCBI's taxonomy places the organism in Eukaryota, Metazoa, Chordata, Actinopteri, Perciformes, Cyclopteridae. The transcript has 4 exons.
UCGGGACUUGACACAAAACAAACUAAGUUUAAAUGUUAUGCAUUAAAUAAUGCAUAACGUAAUGCAUUAACCUGUCUACAGGUUGAAUUGGAUGGUGUCAGUUGAUUCAAUUCAAUUCAAUUCUAGAAUUCUUGCACCUUCCAUGAAGUGCUCACAUUCUCUCCCUGGACACAACACCUGUUUAUAUUCAAGAGACCAGUCAACUACCAAGAAACUUUCGUGUUCAACUAAAUCAAGACUUCAUAAACUUCAUUAUGAACGACGCGAUCAUCAAAGUGGAGGAUGUGGAAUUUGAAAUCAACACGACCAUCCUGUGUAAAUGCAGCCGCUACUUCCUGUGAGUUGAUUAUCUGAAGCAUGUUAAUGUAUAUCCUUCAAAUUAGCAGAAAAAUAAGGGGUAAUGAUCUGAGAGACUAAUCGCAAUACGUAAUGAGUUCAGUUAUUUAUUAUUAUAUUAUUAUUAUUAUGUGAACACUACAGUAGUCUGUCAGUUCCAUAGUAAUGUGCUUUUAAGCAGAUCAGUAAAGUGUAGUAGCAUUGAGUAUUUUGUGUGUUCAGAAAAGUGACCAGAUUAAUUUAAGGCAAAUUGAGAUGGUCGAUUCAAUGCACAAAUGGAACAGAGAAGCUGUUCACAGCUACAAAACACUGAGAUGAAUUGAGAUCACAAAAGAAAACAAAAAUGAAAAACAAAUGUAAUAUCAAAUAUUUGUGACAUUCUUAUGUUGCGUUCACACCAAACGCGUCGCGAAUAUUCGCAAAGCGAUUUACUCGCGUGAGUUUCGUCGCCCGACAAGUUGUGUUCAUUCCCGUGCUGCGUUCAUACCAAACGCGCGUCUAGAUCCCAUGCAAAGUCAAUGCACAGGCACGUUAGACGCGAAAAGGGGGCGUGGCUUAUCUUUUUCUUGGGUUAUCUCCGUGGCUUGUCUCCGUAAUUAAGCAAUAAGGUUCGAGAGGCAGGACUGUAUCGUACAAUAAUGUCCGGUUCAAGGGUGUUGUUAGGCCCUUGUUAUCAAUGUUAGAAGAAAAAUCUCCAUUUCCAACCCUUUGCUUUUGUGUCUACCCUUAACCCACAGUGAUCUCUUCCAGUGCUCUCUUCCAGACAAAAGGGUAUUUGCCAUACGGGGAAUGUCUCCCGACAUUAUGCGGCUCAUCAUUGAGUUUGCGUACACCGGCUCCGUUUCGGUGACGACAGAAAACGUGCAGGAGCUGCUGCUGGCGGCUGAUCGGCUCAACGUGAUGGACGUCGUGCAGAAUUGCUGCGACUUCCUCGGGGAGCAGCUCUGCGCGGAGAACUGCAUCGGCAUCUUUCGCUUUACCGACAUCGUCUUCUCCACCAAAUUGCAGCGCAAGGCCUACCGCUACAUGGUCGACCACUUCGAGGAGGUCGCUCACCACGAAGAGUUCCUGCAUCUGCCCCUGCAGCAACUCAUCGACAUCCUCGAAAGAGACGACCUCAACGUGAGAAAUGAGAGCGUCGCCUUCGAGGCCGUCCUUCGCUGGAUCGACCACGUACCCGAAGAACGGAAAGCACACCUGGCCGUGCUCUUGUCUAAGGUACGACUGGCCUUGACGACUCGGGUUUACAUGCGGCUCAAUGUUUUGUCCAAUGAGCUGGUGAAUACCAACGCUGAGUGCCUGACAAUGGCCUGGGAUUCCCUUGAAGCCAUAAGUCACAUCAGGACAAGCAGGCCCUCUGUUGCUCAUCUCAGCAAACCGGACGCCCGCCCUCGCCUGCCGAACGCCAUCCUGUUGGCCAUCGGAGGCUGGAGUGACGGCGAGCCAAACAACGGCAUCCAGGCGUACGACAUCCGCGCCGACUACUGGAUCAACAUGACAAACAAUUGCGAGCGGCCCCGCGCCUACCACGGCUCCGCCGUCCUCAACGGGAGCAUCUACUGCAUUGGCGGCUCCAACCGGGUGGAGUAUUUCAACAGCGUGCGCCGGUUCGAUCUGAGCACGUGCGUCUGGCAAGAGGCGGCCUCCAUGUGCCACCGCCGCUGCUACCUGAGCGUCACCGUGCUGGGCGAAAGCAUCUAUGCCUUGGGAGGCUUUGAUGGGUGCACGUGGCUCAGCAGCGCCGAGCGCUACAGGCCCGAGACCAACCAGUGGAGUCUCAUCGCGCCGAUGCAAGAGGUCCGGAGCGACGCCAGCAGCACAACGCUGCACAACAAGGUUUACAUUUGUGGGGGGUUCAAGGGGAACAAGUGCUUGCAAACGGCUGAAUGUUACAACCCAGAGACCAACCAGUGGACAAUGAUCAGCCCCAUGAACAGCCGGCGCAGCGGAUUAGGCAUCGUUGCAUAUGCAGGUCGUGUCUAUGCAGUCGGCGGCUUCGAUGGCACCGACUGUCUGUACAGCGCAGAGGCAUACGACCCCGAGAACAACAGCUGGCAUGAAGUGUCGCCCAUGUGGACUCCCCGCAGCAACUUCGGCAUCGAAGUGCUCGAAGAUCGGCUCUUUGUUGUCGGGGGCUUCAACGGCUCCAACCUCUCCGACAUUGUCGAGUGCUACGACGCGACGACUGAUGAGUGGACGCGGGCUUGUGACAUGGAGAUUUGCCGCUGUGCCCUGAGCUGCUGUGUGGUGUCCGGGCUCCCCAACAUGGCCGGGUACGUUGUCUCCCGGGACGCCCUGCCGUUUAUAAAGAGGAUGCAAACUCGGACGUACAUUCCUGAACUGUGCCCUGUGCCAUCAUCAUCCACCUGGUUUUAAGACUUAAACCUACAAAAGAGAAAUACAAUUUCUUUGUUCAUUAAUCUGCUGUCACUUUCUUUAACUUUUCCGUUUGUGCAACUGAUAAGUAAGUUGCAUGUUCU